Musa acuminata AAA Group (dessert banana) is the source of this 783-nucleotide messenger RNA. Its product is annotated as agamous-like MADS-box protein AGL80. Gene Ontology annotation, molecular function: DNA-binding transcription factor activity, RNA polymerase II-specific; RNA polymerase II cis-regulatory region sequence-specific DNA binding; protein dimerization activity. Bases 1 to 666 code for a protein of 221 amino acids. Lineage: Eukaryota; Viridiplantae; Streptophyta; Magnoliopsida; Zingiberales; Musaceae. Gene Ontology annotation, biological process: positive regulation of transcription by RNA polymerase II. The transcript has a single exon. The record is from RefSeq and is a predicted model, not a curated record.
AUGGCGAGGAAGAAGGUGAAGCUGGAGUGGAUCGUCAACGACACCGCAAGAAAGGCCACGUUCAAGAAGAGGAAGAAGGGUCUGAUGAAGAAGGUGAGCGAGCUGAGCACGCUGUGCGACGUCAAGGCGUGCAUGAUCAUCUACGGGCCCGACGAGCCACAUGCGGACGUGUGGCCGUCGGUGCCGGACGCCAUGCGCGUGCUUGCGAGGCUGAAACGGCUGCCGGAGAUGGAGCAGAGCAAGAAGAUGAUGAACCAGGAGGCCCUGAUGCGCCAGCGGAUCAGGAAGCUGCAGGAGCAGCUCCAGAAGCAGGACAAGGAGAACCGGGAGCUGGAGACGGCGCUCCUGAUGCACCAGUGCUUGUCAGGAAGGAGCUUGCACGACGUCGCCAUCGAGGAUGUGACGGCCCUGGCGUGGAUGACUGAGAUGAACAUGAGGAAGGUGAGAGAGAGGAUAGAAGAUGCAGCAUUAAAAAGUGCGGAGAAAGUCAAGGAGGAGAAACCGGUGGCGAACGACAAGGGGAAGACGCCGAUGUCGGCGGCGGCCACGGAGGAACUCCCACGGCAGGAUUGGUUUGCAGGGGCGAUGGACCUCAGCGAGCUGAUGAUAAGCAGAAAUGAUGACCACAAGAACACUUGGCUGAAUACUUACUACCCUAUGGAUUAACACCAUUCCGCUUCUGGCUUUCUAGAUUUAGCUUUCUUUCAUGUGUUGGAUCAUCAUAGCCUCUCAAUAAUACUUGUAAAUUUCCUCGGCCAUUGUUUUCAGUUUCCUGCAAUGAAA